Euleptes europaea (tarantolino) is the source of this 879-nucleotide messenger RNA. It is a transcript of the gene RWDD2A, whose product is annotated as RWD domain containing 2A. NCBI's taxonomy places the organism in Eukaryota, Metazoa, Chordata, Lepidosauria, Squamata, Sphaerodactylidae. The record is from RefSeq and is a predicted model, not a curated record. Gene Ontology annotation, molecular function: protein binding.
AUGACUGGGCCAGUAAAAGAAAAUAUUGAGCUUCAGAUGUCGGAACUAGAAAUGCUUUUUUCCAUGUUCCCUAAUAAAGGAGAAAUUACCCUUCACGAUGAUAGAACUUUUCAUGAUGUUCAGCAGUACUUGAGCAAUGCUAGUGAAGCCCUGCCGCGUAAGAUUGAAUAUACGGUUGCUGUGGCCAUUGGUGAAUCAAAGGAGAGAAUAAAUUUGCAGGUAAUUCCUUAUGACUAUCCUCAGGCAACACCACAGCUUUUUGCAAGAUCAGAUGCUCUAGAUAGGCAGCAGCAAUUGCAGCUCAAUAAGGAUCUUGCUUCUUACAUUGCUUCUUUGGAGUCAGGUGAACUCUUCAUAUGGACAGCUGUGCAGUGGCUGCAAGAGAACAGUUCACCCUAUUUAGAAAAUAGCAAAUUCUCCUCCGCAAGAGAAUCAGAAGAAAAAGUAGUUAAAACUUUGUUUAAUCGAAUGUGGAUUUACAGCCAUCACAUAUACAGGCAAGAACUCAGGAAAAAGAUCUUUGACUGUGCAAAGAAAUUUAAUCUGACCGGUUUCUGUUUAACUGGAAAACCUGGGAUCAUUUGUGUGGAAGGCAUCAAAGAAAACUGUGAAGAAUUUUGGCAUGUUAUUAGGUACCCCAACUGGAAACACAUUUCCUGCAAGCAUAUUGACAGUGCAGAGACUGAAGGAAAUGAAGAUCACCUACGUCGCUUUCGUAGUUUUGAAGAUUUACAGUUUCAAGCACAUAGUGAUUAUGGACUGAGGAAUGACUAUCACAUGGAUCUUGGUCAGUUCCUAGAAUUCCUGAAGGAGCAUCAGAGUGAAUAUAUAUUUCAGAUCUUGUUUGGCAUUCAAAGCAAAUCUUCUGAUAAUAAAUAA